Brassica rapa (field mustard) is the source of this 23664-nucleotide messenger RNA. RefSeq names its product lysine-specific demethylase JMJ25. The record is from RefSeq and is a predicted model, not a curated record. NCBI's taxonomy places the organism in Eukaryota, Viridiplantae, Streptophyta, Magnoliopsida, Brassicales, Brassicaceae. Gene Ontology annotation, molecular function: chromatin DNA binding; transcription coregulator activity; histone H3K9 demethylase activity. Gene Ontology annotation, cellular component: histone deacetylase complex; chromatin. Gene Ontology annotation, biological process: regulation of transcription by RNA polymerase II.
UCUCCACAUAUUUAUAUAUAAUAACAAUUCCGCCCACGACCUGUUUGCACCGGUGGAUCAAACGAAAAUCCAAACCGUACAAUUUUAUGUUUUAGAAAACAUUUAGCGGUAUAUUUUUGUACGUAUAGGGGUCGACAAACACUUAAACCUAACAUAUUCAUUUUUCACAUACAUUACACCCAUUACAGAAAAUAAUAAAAGUAAAUAGAAAAUCCUUUCAAAGCUGGAAAAAAUGAUUUUUAAAAAAAAUUAGCACAUCAAAUAAACAACAUAACAUAAACUUACACUACCAACACAACAAAUACACAACACCAAUUGCAAAAAACAAGUAUUAGAGUUCAUCUCCAUACCUCAACCAUAUUACAAUACAAAUCCUUGAAAAUUAAUGACCACACCAACACAUAAAAUUCACAAACAAGUCAUCACAUGGACACAUUAAGAAAGAACCCCCAACGUCCAUAACCCCGCGCUUGCGCGGGGAUUCUGCCCCUAGUUAGAAAAAUAGGACACUUUAAACUUUUAUUUGUCACAAUAAUACUUCUGAUAUUUGGGCAAUCCCGAACAACUUUUACCCUUUUUAUGAAAAAAAUAGUAAAUUAAAUUUUAAAAAUAUUAAAAAAUAUGAAAACUAUUGAAAACAUAAGUAUGAAAAUAUAUAUGUCUUAAAGUUUUUUUUUUUAAAUGGAAUCAGAUUUUAUUUUAUCUUCUGGCUACAGUUAUAAUACUCAUUCCGGUCAUCUACUUAGUCUAGAAAUCGGAUACUAAGUUUUAUACAUAGAUAUAUCUUGGAUAUACAACGUAAACUAGCAUUUCUUAUAUAUUCUAACCAAGCUAUAUUUCGAAACGUUAUAAUAAAGAAAGAUGUCUUCAGUAUACCUACAGUUGGUAACGACAUAUAACCACAACGCAGUGAUAUACCUUAUCUAUAUUAUGUGCCAUAACAUGUUCUGCUUUUUACCUUAUGUGGCGCUUAAGGAAGAACACAUCUACACUACUGUGUUCUGAGUUAGGUAGGAAAUAUAUUCUACGUGAAAUCCGAAAAUAUGGAUACUUCCAUAUUCGGUUAAAGAUGUUUCCUAAAUCGAAACUAAAUCUUCCCUAAAUAUCUCAUAGAAUAUUUUCUCCCACGUUUUUUUCCUUCUCCCACGAUCUUUUCUCUUCGUUGUUUGUGUUUCUCUCUUCUUCAUCAACAUAAUCAUCUCUUUUCUCUAUCAAUACAACAUGGUUCUAAUCUACGUUAAAUCUGGUGAAUGGAUGUGUAGUUACAGUGAUGAGUGGUUGACAAUGAAACUGAGUUAUCUCCCUAUUUUUGACAUUAAAAUUAUACUAUUACUUUUUCAAAUUCUGGCUCCUUUAAAGAAACGAUUCCAACAACCGUUAAACUGGUGCUAUGAUGUCUCUAACAUCAUUGCAGAAGAUAAACAACUUAAAAACAGAAGCACAAAUUGCAAAUCCAAUUAGAUUAAUAUAUAAAUACAAAAUAGUGAUCCCAUCAAGAACAAAGUAGAAGAGUGAGAUUAGUCUACAUGGCAAGAGUAAAACACACUGUGAACUCAAAGGAUUCACCAGCAAAGAGUAACAGACACAACAACACAACUUUUUUUUAGAAACUAUACAAAAAGCUACUCAUAAUGUCACCCUUAACGUCUAAUUUUCAUAUUAGUGGGGACCAAUUAAAUUGUCAAUAUGUUCUUCUUCUUCUUCCUUUUAUUUAUCUCCCAGUCUUUAGAGAUUCUUAUCAGAAGAUCAUGCAACGAUUAUUGUUCUUUUUCUUCUUCUGUUUUGGUGCCUGAAACACCAUUUUUAUCAGUUUAUGGCUCAAUCAAACACUGCCUUCACAUACUGCAGAAUCCCUAAAAUAUAGCAAAACUCAACUCUUUUACAAGAGGUUAUGCAAAUAUACGAACCUUGACGUGAGAUUUUUAUAAUGCCUAGAACUACAUUCAGUUACUUCAGUUCUUCUCUCUGCAGAAUUCUUAACAAUAUUAGACCAUUUUCUUUUCAUGAAGAACCUGGUACUCAUGGUGAGACUAAGCGUUUGAAGACAAUACCUGGUGUGUAGUAAUUGGCACUGCACCAGGAUGAUCUAUGAAGAAUUGCUUGUUAUCUCGAAGGUCUAUAAAUACCAAAUAUAUGACUAUUAAAAACUCUGUUAAGAAAACUUAAAAACUAUCCUGUAGCCACAAGAUUUUUAGGAACCGAACCAGAGAAUAUUCAAUCAAAACAAUAGCAAAGGUAAGCUUAAUCAGGAAGAAGGUAGGAUUCUCCUCAAGCCAAAAUCACCAUUGAAGGGCUUUAAAAGCUUAGGCGGAGAAGAUCAUAGAAUUAGAAAAAUAAUUAGGGUAAACAUGUUACCUUUUCAUGUUUUUUUACUUUUAAAAAUAAAAUAAUUUAUAAUUAAACUAAAUUAUGUAUUUAAUUGAAAAUUUAAUUUGGUUAAUCUAAAGGUAUUAUGGUAUUAACAUUAAUAUAAAUCUUAUUUCUCCACCUAACUAAGAAAAAAUACUAGAGGGACAAACCUAGGGUGAAAGUGUCCCUUUUAUCCAAUUUUCCCUUUUCUUUUUCAUUUUAUGGCAAGACUCCCCAAGAUAUUUUUCCUUUUUAUUAGAAGUAUUUGGAUAAAUGGUAUUUAUUGUAUUAAAAAGGAAAACAAAAUCAAUUUGGUCAAACAAAGGAAUACAAAUUUAACUCUUUAGAUGCAAACAAAAUUAGGCUAGAAUAGAAGUGAAUCCGAAAAAAUAAUAAAUAAUUUUGACUUGAUUUUUUUAUGGAUUUGAUGAAUGGUAAAUGAAAUAAAGUAAUUUUAAUUAGGACAUUGUUUCUAGUCAUCACAGUAGCUUACUGCCCUAUUUACAUCAACUUCAGAUGGCAGUAUUCCUACAUAAACAUGCCAUAAGAUUAGGAGAAAAAAUCACUUAUAGCAACAUAAAUCAGUCUUAGCAGCAGAGCCAGAUCUGAGAUUUCCCAGGGACUAUAAACAUUUCUAAAGAACUGUAAUAAAAAAAAAAUUCUUUCACAAUUUUGAGAGCAUAUAUCUUUUAUAUAUAACCUCUAAAUUUUUUAGUGAUGUGCCCAAAUCCGGCCUGCUUAGUAGCAUAAGAUUCAUACCUUGAACCUUUGCCUCAAUUUCAAUCUCUUCACUCUGGGAUUCAGAUAUUGUUUUCAGAAAUGGAAGCAUCAGUGAAAUCAAGUAUUGGAGAUGAUGGCAUGUUUCAGAAAUUGAGAGUUCCUUGUUCGAUGUAUGUUCAGAUACUACUAGUUAGCAAAGAAAACCCAUCACGAUGUUCCAAUAAUCACUUAGCAUGAUAUCAUCAUCAGAAAGUGAGAGUUCCUUGUUCGAUGUCUGUUCAAUACCUGGUGUGUAGUAAUUGGAACUGCACCAGGAUGAUCUAUGAAGAAUUGCUUGUUAUCUCGAAUGUCUGCAAAUACCAAAUAUAUGACUAUUAAAAACUCUGUUAAGAAAACUUAAAAACUAUCCUAGAGCCACAAGAUUUUCAGGAACCGAACCAGAGAAUAUUCAAUCAAAACAAUAGCAAAGGUAAGCUUAAUCAGGAAGAAGGUAGGAUUCUCCUCAAGCCAAAAUCGCCAUUGAAGGGCUUUAAAAGCUUAGGCGGAGAAGAUCAGAGAAUUAGAAAAUAGUUAGGGUAAACGUGUUACCUUUUCUUGCUUUUUUACUUUUUUACUUUUUAAAAAUAAAAUAAUUUAUAAUUAAACUAAAUUAUGUAUUUAAUUGAAAAUUUAAUUUGGUUAAUUUGAAGGUAUUAUGGUAUUAACAUUAAUAUAAAUCUUAUUUCUCCAACUAACUAAGAAAAAAAAAAUACCAGAGGGACAAACCUAGGGUAAAAGUGUCUUUUUUAUCCAAUUUUGCUUUUUCUUUUUCGUUUUAUGGCUAGACUUUCCAAAAUAUUUUUCCUUUUUAUUAGAAGUAUUUGGAUAAAUGGUAUUUAUUGUUUAAAAAAAGAAAACAAAAUUAAUUUGGUCAAACGAAGGAAUACAAAUUUAAAUCUUUAGAUGCAAACAAAAUUAGACUAGAAUAGAAGUAAAUCCGAAAAAAUAAUAUAUAAUUUUGACUUGAUUUUUUUUAUGGAUUUGAUGAUUGGUAAAUGAAAUAAAGUAAUUUUAAUUAGGACAGUGUUUCUAGUCAGCAAAUAUCAUAUUAAUGAGAACUAGAUCUUUAUAUUCCUCAUUUAUAUUUCUCUCUCAUUGUAAUAAAAACCUGUGGAUUUUAAAACAAAAAGAGUUAUUAACAUAUUAAAAAGAUUAUUAAUGACUUGUCACGUGUUCGUUUGGUAACCAGGGACAAAUCCUGUUGGCUCAAGGCGUUAGAGUAGAGUAACGUAUGUAACGCUAAAUUCUCUCUCUAGCUGGAAUCUAGGCUUCGGUAGAGAAUCAUCGUUGCUUCCAACGCGUUCGGCGAAAAAAUGGGCAGUGUGAGUGUGGAGCAUUACAGUCUUCUGAUGGAGAAAUCUCUAACUUAUUCUUGGUGGACCAAGAAGAAGAGAAGUUUUAGAUUGUUCAAGUCCAAAGGUUCUACCAGUAGGAGGGGAGAUGAUGAGGCCUGGACGAGCUCCAAGCCUGCGAUAUCGAGAGUCUAUUGUAGGAAAAGGAAGCAUUCCGUAGACGAUCACGAUUUAGCGCUUGAAACCAACGACAAAAGAAGCAGCGAAGAUGUGAAACGCUCUGAUGAUGAUAUCAUGCUAAGUGAUUGGAUUACAAGGCGGAGGAACACCGUGGAAAAUAGGGAAGAAGAAGUUGAUGCUAAAUCUGAAGAUGAGGAUGAUUGCACAAUAUUAGAGAAUCAGAGUUCUAGAAAAAAGUUCUACAGACGCCAGGUAGAACUUGAAGAAGACCUGGAAUGGGAAAAAGAAGUUAACCUGAUUUCUAAGAUGAAGGAGGCAUCAUCCCGACGAAGAAGGAAAGCUUCCAACAUUCCUGAAAAUGACACAGAGUGUAAGGAACGCAAUGCAAUUUGCCACCAGUGCUUGAAAGGGGCAAGGGUAACUCUUCUCAGAUGCAGUGAAUGUGAAGACACCAUGUACUGUCUUCAAUGUACAAGGAAAUGGUAUCCAGAGUUACCUGAGGAUGAUGUCGUUGACAAAUGCCCUUCCUGCCGCAAAAACUGUAACUGCAGCAGAUGCUUGCAUUUGAAUGGUUUAAUCAAGACAUCGAACAAGGAACUCUCAAUUUCUGAAAGACGCCAUCAUCUUCAAUACUUGAUUUCACUGAUGCUUCCAUUUCUGAAAACAAUAUCUGAAUCCCAGAGUGAAGAGAUUGAAAUUGAGGCAAAGGUUCAAGGAAUACUGCCAUCUGAAGUUGAUGUAAAGAGGGCAGUAAGCUACUGUGAUGAACGUGUAUACUGUGAUCAUUGCGCAACUUCAAUCGUUGACUUGCACCGGAGCUGCCCAAAGUGCUCUUACGAGCUUUGUCUGAAAUGCUGCCAAGAGAUUCGCCAAGGAUCGAUCUCUGAACGCCCUGAAAUAAAGUUACACUAUGUUGACAAAGGAUACAAGUAUAUGCAUGGUCUAGAAAUGGAGCCGAGCUCCUCUUCUGUAUCUGAGGAGGACGAAGAAGCUAAACCAUCCCCCCAGUGGAAUGCUGGCGCCAACGGAAGUAUCACUUGUGCACCAAAAGCACUAGGUGGUUGCGGUGAAUGUACGUUGAAGCUUCAGCGAAUCUUACCGCGGAUGCGGAUGUCAGACUUGGAACAAAAGGCUGAGACUCUCUUGGCAUCGUACAUUAUAAGCCUCCCUAGAGAAUUGAACUGUAAGUGCUCUGCCUUGGAGACAGAUAUGAGAAGGAAAGCAGCUUCGAGGAUGAGAUCAAGCGACAACUACUUGUUCUGCCCUGAUUCAAUUGAUGUCUUGAAGGAAGAAGUGCUUCUGCAUUUCCAAGAGCAUUGGGCAAAAGGUGAACCGGUAAUCGCCAGGAACGUUCUUGAUAGCACACCUGGUUUAAGCUGGGAGCCGAUGGUUAUGUGGCGAGCUUUAUGCGAUUCAUCAACAUCAAGUUCUAAGAUCAUCUCUCACGUCAAAGCAAUUGAUUGUUUAUCUCAGUGUGAGGUGGAUGUGAACACUCGUGACUUCUUUGAAGGUUACAGCAAGGGAAGAACAUAUGAAAACUUCUGGCCUGAGAUGUUGAAGCUAAAGGACUGGCCUCCUUCCGAUAAAUUUGAAGAUCUUUUACCUCGCCACUGUGACGAGUUCAUAUCCGCAUUACCUUUCCAAGAAUAUAGCGACCCUAGAACUGGGAUUCUGAACAUUGCAGCAAAGCUUCCUGAAGCACUCAUCAAACCGGACCUGGGUCCUAAGACUUACAUUGCCUAUGGGAUUCCGGACGAGCUCGGUAGAGGCGAUUCCGUGACCAAGCUUCACUGUGAUAUGUCUGAUGCGGUUAAUAUACUGACGCAUACGGCUGAGAUAACGUUAAGUCAAGAACAGAUAUCUGCAGUUAAAGAUAUAAAGCAGAAACACAAGGAACAGAACAAGUUCGAAGAACGUGGCUAUGGUGUUGCAUGUAGCCAAGAGGAAGAAGAAAUGAACAUGCCAGAGAUUCUAAGCCAUGAAAAGGAUGAAACGGGAAGUGCUCUUUGGGACAUAUUUAGGAGAGAAGAUGUUCCCAAGUUGGAAGAGUAUCUGAGAAAACAUUGUAAAGAGUUUAGGCACGCUUAUUGUUGCCCAGUCACAAAGGUUUAUCAUCCGAUACAUGACCAAUCAUGCUAUUUAACCGUUGAGCAUAAAAGAAAACUCAAGGCGGAGUUCGGGAUCGAACCAUGGACGUUUGUGCAAAAGCUAGGAGAAGCCGUGUUUAUUCCUGCCGGCUGUCCUCAUCAAGUUCGGAAUCUGAAGUCGUGCACAAAAGUGGCAGUAGACUUUGUAUCACCAGAGAACAUUAAAGAGUGUCUGCGUCUGACAGAGGAGUUUCGCCAACUUCCGAAGAACCAUAAGGCCAGAGAGGACAAACUUGAGAUAAAGAAGAUGGUGAUCUAUGCGAUCGAGCAAGCUCUCAUAGAACUUGAGACGUUACCAGAAGAGUCCAAACCAAUGGCCCAAUAGUUGAAGGCAGCUUUUGUGUGACAUCUACAAAGAGAUAUUUUGUUGUGCCUUCAAUGUGUAGGAUUCUCGGGUCCCGUAUACAUAUUAGAAAGAAAGAAAUACUUUCAUGGAAAUGUCAACAUAAGUCACCUUUGGAUUUUUCAUCUUCGUUUUCAUGAACUUCAUUGGAUUUUCUAAUCAGAAAAGCACAUUGACAUCGUUAAUUUGUCAUUAUACAAAUUGGUUAUCUUUUGGAAGACAUAUUUCUUUCUUAUUCAAAAGAAAACUGUCUCAAUUUCUUAAAAGUGGUUUAUAAAUGUAAAAACUUUAGUAUUCCACGUGUUUUCCAAAAAAAAGUAAAAUAACAUACUCACAUGCAACCACCAGUGUUUUGGUGGCGGGAAGCGGAGGGUCCGUUUCUUGAAAAACUUGAAAUGUGAACUUUCGCUAGGAUGCGGUGAGUGUGUGGGAAAGGAAGCCGAUAUGCUUCAGCUAGGAGCAUCGCCAACCUAUUGAUAUUUUCACUUCUAUAAUAACAUCUACUCCAUCCGUUCUUUAAUGAUAUAUUUUUUUUAAAAAAAAUAAUUGUUUUAGGAAGAUGUAUUUUUGUGUUUUCUAUAAAAAAAAUUGUAAAUUUCAAGAAAAUUAAUUGAAUUUAUUGAAUUACUAUUGGUUAAAAGCUAUUGAAAACUGAAAAUACAGAAAACAAUACAUUUAUUAUGAUAGUUUAAUGUGUUUUCUUAAUAUGUGUGAAAAUACUAAAAAGUCUUUCUUUGUGGAAUGGAGGGAGUAUAAUAUAAUUUGAUAAAUGAUUUAGUUUACUUGUCGCGUUCUCCAUGAUCUUUGGAUAUUUUUCUUAUUUGUAAUGUUUUCAACAAUUUUAGUUAAUAAUUUUCUUAUUUUUCAUAUUUUAAUUAUUUUAAUUGAAUCAUUAGUUUGAAUAAUCAUUCUAUAUUAUUAUUUAAAACUUAAAAUCAUCAUCUAUAUAAAUAUUCGAUAUUAUUUUAUUUAUUGUAAACUAAAUGCAUAAUGUUUGACUUUGCCGAUUAUAUAAUAUUUAAUGUUAAGUUUAUAUGGGAAAUCUGCUUAAAACUAUUACAAAAGUUUAACCAUGCUAAGGAACAUACUGAAACCCUUGAUUUUGUAUUGGUUGAUGUUAGCGUCCGUCCGUAGAUACAUGUACAUACGUAUUGCUGUUAUGAUACAGGAAAUAUAAUACUUGAAGUCACCUCAUCAACAAAUAAGAGAGGGUAACAGAAGCUGUAUAAAAGCAGAGUACCUGAUUUCAUUUCAUUCAUCGAAAAAUAUCAGAAAGUUUGUUAGAGUUUCUUCUUCCUUUUACCUAUAGUUACAAUAAUUUUCUUGGUAACGUUUUAGGAAAAUCUCCUCAUUGUUGUUCUAGAGCUGUUUCUAAUUCUAAGCUCUUCACAAAUUGAGAGUUGGAUUGGUGUUUUAUAAACAUAAACGUCAAUUCAAUUGCUACUAUUCAUCAUCUUCUUCCAUACAAAUUCUUUGUAUCAGUGGUAUCAGAGCAGUGGCGAACUAAACAAGAGAAACUUCUAAAGUGUUGGAGAUUUAAGUUCAAAGACAAGUUUUUACUUCUAAAAGAUGAGGCAGUAAGAGUUUUAGAAGAGUUGCAGGCUAUGUUAGAAGGUUUGACAUACAUAAUGAAGAUAUGGCAGUCACUUCAAAAAGAUCUUUCUACUGAGAAAAAAUGGAAGUUGAGGAUCAUAUGGUCAGAAUUGACAAUGAGGAAGCGGAGUUUCAUGAUAAGCAACCUAUCGUGCCUGGUUCAGAUGGAGAGCAUGGGCUUGGAGGUUCUAACUACCGGAUCUCCAGAGUCAAAAUCAUGGAGAUAUGUACCCAGCAUGUGCUUCUUAAGGAUAACAUGUAUUACUUUGCUGCAGAAGUUUACAGUGAGAAUGCUGAGGCUUUUGUUAUGCCUCAUGUUCUUUUAACAACACCAAAGUCUUGCAUGUUCUCGUACAUAACAGUAAGACAAAGAAAUAAGUUGUUGUUUGUGGUCACUUGGUGGGAGUUUUGAAAACAUUCUUCAGUUGUGUGGCACCAAUGGAGUACCAAAACAAACCGGGAAAGUGAUUUGUGCUGCCAUAACCAGAGAGUUGCAGGAGAGAACCUUAUAUGUUCUAGUUAUAGUUUCAGGGUUCUUGUUUGGACAGCAGUGAAGAUGUGAACAGCUAGCCUAAACUUUGUUGUAAAAGUUUUUCAACCAGGGGAGAUUUGAUACAAGAAAUAUAAUACUUGAAGCCACGUCAUCAACAAAUAAGAGAGGGCAACACAAUCUGUAUAAAAGCAAAGUAUCUGAUUCCAUUUCAUUCAUCGAAAAAGAUCAUAAAGUUUGUUAGAGUUUAUUCUUCCUUUUCUGUGGUUACAAUGAUUUUCUUGGUAACUUUCUAGGAAAAUCUCCUCAUUGUUGUGCUAGAGCUGUUUCUAAUUAUAAGUGCUUCACACAUUGAGUGUUGGAUUGGUGUUUUAUGAACGUCAAUUCAAUUGCUAUUAUUCAUCAUCUUCUUCCAUACAGAUUCUCUGUAUCAUGUUCAUUGAUGGACAUAAUUAAACCUUUGAUUUUGCAAUACGUAUUGAUGUUCAUUGACUAUUUUGAAACCUUUGAUUUUCCAAUACGUAUUGACAUGUUCAUUGACUCUUGAGGUUUAAUAGUUAGUUAUACUAUCUAUCUAUAAUAAUAAAUGAGACUUUUCGUCUUUCUACUUCCUCCACCUGUGGCAAUAUUUUUUUUAUUCAUUGAAACCUGUUUUGAAUGGGAUUGACCAACGAUUUAUGAAGAAAUUAUGUUUUCAGAUAAGGCCUACAAUGUGGAGAUCCAUUAGAACAUUUCUCAAUCACUUCAACUUCCUCGAACUCAAAGGGGCUGUGAAACCACCGCCGUACCUUUUCCUCUUCCCCUCUGUUCUACGAGGUAACAUCGAGUUGAAUCAAUGAAACCCACUACCUAUUCUUAAAUGUCUCUUUCCUCCAAUCAAUUUCACUUGAAGUCAGUAUAUAUAGAUAUCCGGUGAGUUUCGUCGCCUAAGCAGUUCGUUUGUCUGCUAACGUUUUUCCAAUAUUUCUCCAAAAAGAUCCAAAAUGGUUAAUUCUCAGAUUAUUUUCUCAGAAUUGAAGGGAUGUCAUUGCAGAUAAAAGGGGUAAGUUCAUGGGUGUUGACAUGGUUCUGAUUGACGGGCAGUUACCCAAUCCACUUUAAUCUCUUAUAACUUGACUUAUUCAGUCGUACUUUAAUCAAUGUUUUCUGUUUUACUCCUUCACUUGACAGUUGACACUAAUCCAAGCAUCUAUCCAUGUUAGCCGCUCAACAACUUCAAAUACUUGCUCCAACAAGAAUUCCUUUUAUAAGCUAAGGCUUUUGGAUGUCACCAGGAGCAACCAAAACCUAAGAUUCGCUGAUGCCCCUAUUUCAAUCAGAUUCACAGAUCUCAGCUAGCAUUUACCCUAUCCCAAGAAAGAGCUGCACCUGCAAAAAAAAGUUCUACAGAAGCUUAGGAGAAAGAUCUAAUGCUAGGUAAGGUUCAUGUGGUUAAAUACUGGUUUCAGUGAUCUAAACGUUACUAAAUCCAAAUUUUGUUUACAAGUAUGUUUUCUAUAUGAAAGCCUUCAAGCUGCUUGCGGCAGAAACUCCAAUGAUGAGAAUGAAUCGUCAACUAGAAUUUUUGAUAGGUUGAUGUUACGAGCUAUCUUUGUGUACAUUACCGUCCUCACUGUUCUAUUCCUCAAUUUUUAGCCAGCUACGAUUUUUUUUUUGAAAUAGACUAAAGUCUUGCAAGGUUGUUCCCAUUAAUUGUUAAAAGGGAUGGUUUAUGAAUAGUAUUUAAAAUACCAUGUGUAGAUCCUAAAAUCUACACUAAGUAUUUAGUAGUGAUCGAGAGUUUAAUCUAGGAAAGAUAAAUGAUGUAGGCAAUGAUAUCUUUAGAAUACAACAAUGUAAUCAGUUUCCAGUAGGCAAAAAUGGAUUUUAUUGACGAGUAAGGAUGAAUACAAUGAAUGAAUUGAGAUCGAAUGUUACAAAACGAGAUCGAUGAGAUCAAAGACUAAAAUUAGAGGAAAGCAAGGUCGAAUUGUGGGUGUAGCUCUCUCUAGGGUUUUGAACGUCCUCCUUUUCUUAUUCAUCGAUCUCAUCUUAUAACGGGCUGCUCCCGUGAUCUUCGCAACCGUUCCGCGAUCUCCGGUUCUUCGAAGUCUCUGUCUCGAGUUCGCAUGUUCGCUAUAGGCUUAACUCCUUGCAGCCCAUAUCCUUGAUCGUGGCCCAUUAACGUAUUGACCGAAAUGGGGUCCAACACCAUGGGUUACAUGCAGACAAAGAUAUGGAAGAAUAUACGUGGAACUCUAAGUCAAUGACAGUUGAUGAACUAGUGGAUUUAGGAUUUGGCUCACUAGCAAAUAAAGAUAAGAAGAAGAAUGCCUUCAAGCUGUGUGUGUAACAUUUACCCUUAUGCCUAAGCUAAUGCGGUUCAAUCAUGGAAGUUUUUCUCUUUUAUUAUAGAUUAUUUCUCUAAGUUAUUGUGGUUCUCUAAGAUAUUGUCUAAUAUAGUUCUGUUUCUUUGACUCCUUAUCAGGGAUAUAUUUUUCGAUAUGGGUAGAGGUUUUGGCAGGUUAUCAUCAUUCAAAAUGGACAUGCCAUACUUCGAUUUCUCAAGUCCAGUCAAGAAAACCCGAAAAAUGAAAAAAAGUUAUAGUGAAAGUCAAAAAACAGAAGAAAAAAAAUAUGUUUGCCUUCUCUUAUGAUUUUGAUGCGUACGUAUCCACUAAAUUAUUUAUUUUCUGAAAUCCUAUCUAUGUCAAUCUGAAGUCUGACUCUUUGCACUUUGGUCCAGACUUACCAACAACUAGACAAGCAGUCUCCAGAGGAAAGUACCAAUUUCAAGAAAAAUGCUUCAGCUGAAAAAAGAGAACCAAAUUCCAAGGCUACAGAUAGUAUGAGCAGCACACACUCGAAGCAAGCUGCUAGUAAUAGCAUCACACACUCGAAUCAAGCCACACUAGAGAGCAUUGGAAAUUUAAAAAAGGUGGAAUCACCUGUCUAACGAUGAGAACCUCGUGAGUUCAUACAAUACAUGGACAACCUCAAUCCACCAACAUUUCACCAUUGAGGACAUCAUAUCCAAAGGUUGAAAAAUUUAGACAACAGCAACCUCGCCAUUACAUUCUUCUGAGACUGUAGUACAUAUUGUAGAAAGGAGAGAACCAUUCCAUGUAUCUAUUAAAUACGCAGUUCUGGUGCGAAAGAAGAUUCACCUAGGAUCCCGAAUGGCGAACUUUUAGUGUAGUUGGUUAAGGGCUCUGGAAUGUCUGGUUUAUUAUCAAUUUAAUCAUGAUGUAAACCAGUUGGUUAUUCUUGGUUUAGCUAGUUACACUUGUAUAUAAACAGAUUGUAACAACCUUUAUCCUUUAAUGAGAAAUCUGAGUUUACAUCAAGAACACUAAAAUGGUAUCAGAGCUUUUCCGCAAAAAUUUCUUCGAAUGAGCUCAGAUUCGUCGAUUCUCUUCUCUUUUCUUGGCGUUUUCAUCAUCAGAAUAUUGAUCGGAAGCUGCUCUGUUGCUGAAUUGAUCUCGGAAGUAUCCAAAUCACCUUUGCGAACUUCUCCGUGAUCUCAUAUCAUCAUCUUUGAGCUCUGAUUCUCUACAAUGGUGAAGCAAGGAAGAAAAGCGAGAGGACGUACACCUACUUCCCCGAAUCAAUCUCCGAUUUCAACUCCUCUAGCUGCAAAUGAGAUCGCGAUGAGUCCACAUCCUGAAAUGAUGAACAUUCGCGAUCGACAUUCGACUUUUCCGAUCUUCGACGUUCACAGUCCGUUCUUCCUUCACUCGGCUGAUCAUCCAGGUCUAUCCGUUGUCACUCAUGUUUUAGAUGGAACGAACUAUAAUAACGGGUCUAUUGCUAUGCGAAUGAGUUUGGAUGCAAAGAACAAAUUGAGCUUCGUUGAUGGAUCGCUUCCUAGGCCAGAUAUUGCUGACAAUUUGUUCAAAAUUUGGAGUAGAUGUAACAGUAUGGUGAAGGCGUGGUUGUUGAAUGUAGUGAAUAAGGAGAUAUAUGAUAGUAUUCUGUACUAUGAGGAUGCAGUUGAGAUGUGGAAUGAUUUGUAUUUGAGGUUUCGAGUGAGUAAUCUUCCGAGGAAGUAUCAACUCGAACAAUCUAGCAUGACCUUGAAGCAGGAGAACCUUGAUCUGUCAACAUAUUACACGAAGAAGAAGACAUUGUGGGAGCAGUUAGCAAACACAAGAACUACUACUGUGAAGCGUUGUAAUUGCGAUCAUGUCAAGGAGCUGGUAGAAGAAGCUGAGACGAGCAGGAUCAUUCAGUUCCUUAUGCGGCUUAAUGAGAGCUUUGCCAACAUUCGUGGACAAAUCUUGAACAUGAAACCACGACCGGGAUUAACAGAGAUAUAUAACAUGCUUGAUCAAGAUGAGAGUCAGAGAUCCAUUGGUCACUCCUUGAAGAGCGUAGCUAAUCCGUCUGCAUUUCAGAUUCAGUCCUCUAAUCUUGUUGAGCAACCUCACACUCUCUUGGCUCAGACUGGCUACCAGAAACCUAAGUGUUCUCAUUGCCACAAGAUGGGUCAUACAGCUGACAAAUGCUACAAGCUACAUGGUUACCCUCCGGGUUCUGGUCCUCCAAAGUUGAAGAAACCUCAGACUAUUGGUUCCACCAAUCUGGCUACUCUACCAGUUCAAGUCGUCUCAGAACAACAAACAGAGAAGUCAGAUCAUUUGAAAGAAGAUAUGUCUAGAGAUCAGAUUCAGACCAUGAUUUCUUAUCUUAGUUCCAAACUUCACGGAUCACAUAUUAAAUCCUUACCUGACAAAUCCUUUGCUUCGACUUCAACUUUUGUGCAUGUUAUCUCACAGAUUUCAGGUACUUUCCUUGAUCUAUAUUCUAAAUCUUACUAUGACAUGCUCGUUUCUUCAGUAUCUACAGAACCGGCUGUGUCUCUUAGAGCUUGGGUAUUAGAUUCAGGGGCAACUCAUCACGUUUCUCAUAAUAAAGAUCUUUAUAUAGAAUAUAGAUCAUUAGAGAAUACUUAUGUCACUCUUCCUAAUGGAUACACGGUUCAUAUAGAAGGCAUAGGAUUCAUUCAACUAACUGAUGAUAUAUCUCUGCAUAAUGUUUUGUAUAUUCCUGAGUUUAAAUUCAACUUGAUCAGUGUUAGUGUCUUAACAAAGACUUUUAAUUCUAAAGUGAGCUUUACUUCUGAUCAAUGGUUUAUUCAGGAACUUACACGGGAAUUGAUGACUGGUCAAGGUAGUCAAGUUGGGAAUUUAUACGUCAUGGAUUUCAAUAAAAAUACUCAGUCAAUUUGUUUACAAGAUGUGUCUACCACUUGUUCCUUUCCACCAGUAUGUUCUAGCUUUACUAUUGAUUCAUCUACUUGGCACAAUAGAUUGGGUCCCCCAUCUAGUUCAUAAUUUGAUGUUCUUUCUGAUUUGUUGUUUGAAAGGAUUAAAGAAUGAAAAACAGAGUUCGCAUGUCUGUCAUAUUUGUCAUCUUGCAAAACAGAAACAUUUACCUUUCAAAUAUAGAAAUAACAUUUGUACUAAACCAUUUGAACUCGUUCACAUAGACACAUGGAAACCAUUCUCUGUACCUACAGUUGAUGAUCGUAGAUAUUUUCUGACAAUUGUAGAUGAUCAUAGUAGAGCCACUUGGAUAUAUUUGAUGAAAAAUAAGUCUGAUGUCUUGUAUAUAUUUCCCGGGUUUAUAGCCAUGAUAGAAACUCAAUACAAACUUAAAGUUCAAGCAGUUAGAUCUGAUAAUGCCCAUGAGUUGAAAUUUAAUGAUUUGUUUCUUGAGAAAGGCAUUGUUGCAUAUCACUCUUGUCCUGAAACACCUCAACAAAACUCAGUAGUCGAGAGAAAGCAUCAACAUAUCUUGAAUGUAGCUAGAUCUCUUUUGUUUCAAUCAAAUAUUCCUCUAGAGUUUUGGGGUGAUUGCGUGUUAACAGCUGUCUUUCUUAUCAAUAGACUUCCCACUCCUGUCCUAGAAAACCAGUCACCGUAUGAGAAACUAACUAACAAAACCCCUGACUAUCAUUCUUUGAAAAGUUUUGGGUGUUUAUGUUAUUGUUUGAACCACGGGCUAGAGCUUGUAUUUUCUUAGGCUAUCCUUCUGGAUAUAAAGGGUAUAAACUGUUAGAUAUAGAGACACAUGCCGUUUCUGUCUCGAGACAUGUCCUUUUCAUGAGGAUAUUUUCCCUUUGGCAUCGUCUAACAUCAAAGACAUGACCAAAGAAUUCUUUCCUCAUUUUCAUUCACCUACAACCCCUGAUGUUGUUUCCUCUGAAGCAACAUUGUCUGAUGUACAUCCAAAUCCUGAUGUAUCAUCCUCAGAGACUGUGGCUCCUUUCGAAUAAAAGUCUCACAGACAAAAGAAACCUCCUAAACACUUGCAGGAUUUUCAUUGUUAUAAUACUACUUCUAAUAUUCCAUUCCCUAUGUCAAACUAUAUUUCUUAUUCAUUACUAUCUGUGCCUUUUUGUGCCUUCAUUAAUACAAUCACCAAAGACUUCAUACUACAAACAUAUUCAGAAGCAAAGGGUCAUAAGGUUUGGAUUGAUUCGAUGGGAGUGGAGAUUGGAGCUAUGACAAGAACAGCGACAUGGAGUAUUACUACUCUACCUCCGGACAAGAAAGCAAUUGGUUGUAAGUGGGUGAAUACAAUCAAAUACAAUGCUGAUGGUACGAUUGAGAGACCAAAGUCAAGACUAGUUGCAAAGGGGUUUACUCAACAGGAAGGGUUAGAUUAUGAAUAAACCUUCUAACCUGUCGCCAAACAUACCUCUGUUCGCAUGCUUUUGCUUCUAGAGGCUAAGAUGAACUGGUCAGUCCAUCAAUUGGAUAUUUCAAAUGCUUUCUUGAAUGGUGAUCUUACUGAGGAGAUAUACAUGAAGAUCCCACCGGGUUAUGAGGAGAUUACAGGAGAAUUUCUUCCCAAGAAUGCAGUGUGUAAGCUACACAAGUCGAUAUACGGGUUGAAACAGGCUUCGAGACAAUGGUAUCUCAAGCUCUCCUCUACUUUAACUGGAAUGGGAUUCUCUAAAUCACAUUUAGAUCAUACUCUGUUCAUGCGUUACAAGGAUGGUGUUAUAAUGGGAGUUUUAGUUUAUGUAGAUGAUAUACUAGUCGUCAGCAAUGAUGAUAGUAUGAUCAAGAAUUUCAUUGAAGGGUUACAAUCUCAUUUCAAGUUGAGAUAUCUUGGUCCAGCUAAAUACUUUCUUGGUCUGGAGAUAGCAAGAUCGUCUAAAGGGAUAUCAGUGUGUCAAAGAAAGUACGUUUUGGAGCUACUAUCUACAACGGGACUUCUUGGAUGCAAACCUUCUACUAUACCAAUGGAUCCGAGUAUCAAGUUCUCUCUUGAAGAAGGAGUUCCAUUAUCAGUCUCUUCUUCUUAUAGAAAGUUGAUUGGGAAGUUGAUGUAUCUACAUACAACAGGACCUGACAUCUCUUAUGCGGUAAACACUUUGUGCCAAUUCUCUCAUGCUCCUACGGAUAUUCAUCUCAACCCAGCAUAUAAAGUUUUGAGGUAUCUAAAGGGCACGGUUGGUCAAGGGUUGUUUUAUCCAGCUGAUAACAAGUUUGAUCUCCGUGGAUUUUCGGAUUCUGAUUGGGCAGCAUGUAAAGAUACAAGAAGAUCAGUGAGUGGUAUCUGUAUGUUCAUAGGUGAAUCCUCUUGGAGAUCUAAGAAGCAAGACACAGUGUCUUGUAGUACGGCUGAAGCAGAGUUCAGAGCUAUGGCCUUAGCAACGAAGGAGAUGAUCUGGUUAGCUCGGUUACUUCUUGAGUUUCGAGUUCCAUUUCAACCUCCAGCUUAUCUCUACUGUGAUAACACCUCGGCUUUACACAUUGCUAACAAUUCUGUAUUCCAUGAGAGAACUAAGUGGAUUGAACUGGAUUGUUACAAGACUCGAGAGGCUAUUGAAUGUGGCUUUCUCAAAACGAUAUUCGUCAAGACUGGGAAUCAGCUAGCUGAUACAUUGACGAAGGCGUUGCACCCUGUACCUUUCAGAGACCUCAUUAGCAAGAUGGGAAUGACUAACAUCUUCAUAUCUCCAUCUUGAGGGAGGCUUUUAGUGUAGUUGGUUAAGGGCUCUGGAAUGUCCGGUUUAUUAUCAAUCUAAUUAUGAUGUAAACCAGUUGGUUAUUCUUGGUUUAGUAGUUACACUUGUAUAUAAACAGAUUGUAACAACCUUUAUCCUUUAAUGAGUAAUCUGAGUUUACAUCAAGAACACUAAAACGAACCGAAUGCCAACAAUAAAAGUAUCAUGCUCCAAGUGCUUCCGAAAACUUCAGCAGGGGUUGUCAUCCUUCAUGUGUGCAGCGUGCCAUGUUGAAAAAACUGUUGGGCUGUAAAGUAAGCCAAGCUACGCUAUUUUCCAUUAUCUCGUUCUAACUGGUCCUAAUGCAACUCUCAUUACUUUGACAGCUAACAAAUGAUCUCUUGUUUUCACCACUAGGUACCGGGUUAAGAUGUCAGCUAAUGAUGCUACGAUACUGCCAUGUUCAUUGCUUAUGAUGAUGGGAUUAACAAGUUGACUAGUGUUCCUGCUGAGUUAUUGUUGCUUAAUUUAAAACCUUCCCCCUGUAAGGUACAUGUCACUGUUGUGAACUACAUAUGCAGCUUUGCUAUCCAGUUUGUCUUAAUAAGUCAUACUUGAGUGCGUAGCUCUUUUUUGAAAGUUUAGAUUUGGUUUGUUAUAAAGUUACGUACCCAGCAAGUAAUCUAUGCUUAAUUGACUUUUUUUGUAAAAAGUUCUUAAAGGAAUAUCUGCUCUUGGGCUUUCUAAAAAUAAAUGCUUAUCGUUUUCAAAUUAACUCCUUCAUGAAAAUUGGGAUGAAAUAAUUUAACUAAAGGACCAUAAGAAUCUGGUGAAACAGAAUGGGAAAUAAAUCAAUGUAUAUACCACCAACUUUUUGGUCAAACAAAAUAUGUAUAUCUAUAUCUAUUGUACAGAUAAGUAUCUGUAGAUGGCAGAAUUAUAUUAGAAGAACUGCGACUGCAAAAACAUAUAUGCUCUCAAAGCCACAAAGGAAGGUGGCAUCACAUUGUUAGUAAUGUUGGGUGAGGAUCUUCUGAGUACUUCCUUUAUUUGAUGAAACUUUAAAGUCAGAGGAAGCAGUUCCCAUGUGUUUGUUGUUUGUUAUUUGUUAUUCUGCCGGUACUUCGAGAUUCAUCAGACCUUAGAUCCAUGCAUGAAGCACUAGCUGAACAAAAUCUCUCUCACUUCUAAUCCUAUAAGACGAACACGUUGGUGGACUCCUUUGGUUGAUAACAGCCACAGAACAGCAGCUUAAAACAAAUAAAAAAUGAGAAAAAGUUUUUUUAAUGAACUUUUAGAGCUAUUUUUUUUGGGAAGUUGACUCAGAUAUUAUAUAUUUUAGGACUUAUGAUCAGAACCAUACAAAUCUUUUUUUUUAUUACUGGUAUUUUUUAAAUGCCAAGCGUGUCCUUUAUCCACGUUAUGAGAAAAAACGUAUUUACGAGAAUGCCAUUACUUUUUAACGCCACGUAAGCAAAAAUCCGGCGACACGUAGGAAUACGCUUCCGUGUUUUCAUUAAGUCAGCCGUAAAAGAAUACGUCUUUCGUUACGGCUGGUAUAUGUAUAAGUUUCGGCUGACUUAUAAUAAAAUAGUUGACUUAGUAAAAAUGGCUGAUUUAAGACGAUAAGUAAACCACGCGUAAGGGUUGAGUUAUAUGAAUCUAGUUGAGUUAUUGGACAACGGCUGACUUACGUACUGACUUUACGGCUGACUUAAUCAUCGAUGGAUUGAUUUCUGGAAAAUUUGGUUGAGUCGUAGUAAAGACACGACUCAGUUAUAUCCCCACGGCUAAGUUAAUGAACACCGAAUGGCUGGGUUAUGGGAUGUUUGACGGCUGAGUUAUUUUAAAUCAGCCGAAACUGGAUGGUUUAAUGAAACUCAGCUAUAUUGUGGUUGAGUUAUUAGCGAAAGAUUAAUUACUAGAAUAAUAUUGUUUUAUGGCUGAAUUGUUAAACGAUAUGGUUGGCUUAUUGUAUUUCAUCCUAUUUACAGCUGGGUUAUCAAAAAAGAUUAAUUACUGAACUAGUAUCCACGUUUCGGCAGACUUACUUACUACAUGUGGACUGACUUAGGGUGUCUGAGUUAUAUAUUUUUUUGGUGGCUGAAAAACCGAAUUUCCAUGUCAGCUGCCAUGUCAUCAAUUUGGAUUUGCCAUGUCAUCAGUAACGAAAGAACUUCAAAACUAGGUUUUAAUCAGCCUGUUCAUAUUCCUCUCCUCCCCUUUCAUACCCGUUAUUUCUCUUCUUCAUCUAUCUCAGUUGGUUAUGGAUCCGGUUAUUAUUGUUUCCGGUAACUGGAUUAAGAAAAACAAAUAUGCAUUCAACGCUGAUAGUAGAGGGUGUAGAGUUCUUCAUUUAGAUGAGAACUCUACACAUGAAGAUUUCGCAAAGUCUGUUCUCGAUGAUUACGGAUUGAAUGAAAUGAGUGAUCAUAUUCAGCUAAGCUACAUGUUCUCGAAUAAAUCAUUGAAAACAAUGGCGCACGACACUCCACCAGUGUACGUGUCCAAUACUCGGCAGUUGCAAGGUUUUGUAGCCCUAAAGAAAAUCGAACAACUACGUCUUUGUGUUGAGAUUACGGAGAACAAGGACGACAAAGCAAGAGAGAAGACUAAAACAAACUUCAAUUUUAGCUCAGAAGUAGAAGCGUCAGAAGUUGAGUCCAGAGACGAUAAUUACAGUGGGAGUUACGAUGGUUGCAGUUCGGAGAAUGAAGAAGAGGACAAUGAGAUUGAUUGCUCUAGUAUUGUGGAAGGAGAAAAUCAGAACGUAGGCGGAGAAGAUGAAACAGGCAAAGAAAACGAAGAAGACGAUGAAUUUGAUAGCCGAUUUGAUAUGUUCGACGACUCGAACGGUGCGUCAUCUGAAGAUGAUAACUUCAGCUCAUACGGUGAGUCUCCUUUAGAAGACGAAGAGUCACCAAUGGUACCUCCCAAGAAGAUAUAUCAGAACUUCUCGAUGAGCGGGUCUAAAGAGAGUGAGGAGGUUCUUCUAAGGUUGGAGAUGUCGUCGUUAAAUCUUGCGGUAGGGCAACGAUACGAGAGUAAAGACGAUUUGGAGAGACGACUGAAACUUCUUACAGUGAAGGAUCGAUUUGAUUAUGAUGUAGACAUAUCAACCCGAACAUUAUUCAUUGUUAAGUGUUGGGUUGAUGGAUGUAUCUGGAGGGUUCGUGCUUCUACCAAAGGGGAAUCCCUGGCGUUCUAUGUUUGUAUUUACGAAUCGAAUCAUACAUGUUCUACAACUGAGCAUUCUAAUCGAUGUCGAAAUGCAACACCAGAUAUUUUAGGAGAGUUGUACAAGAACUUUCUCGGCGACGUUGGUCCAGCCGUUCGCCCUACGAGUGUUGGAAUAGCUAUCACUAAGCAGUUUGGUGUAAAGGUAAUUACUUUGGUGUAACUGAGUUAUGUUUACGAAACAGCUGAGUAAUAUGUGUUUCGUAGCGGUUGAUAUAUUUACACAAUGCGGCCGAUUUAUAUUAAAAUAGUGUUGAAUUAGUUUUACGUUGUGAUUGACUUAAUUGUAUGAUGUGGCUGAGUUAUGUGUAUCGUUUUUCAUGUGAACAGAUGGAGUAUUGGAAAUCUUACCGGACGCUGAAAUUUGCAAGGGAAAUCGUUCAGGGAACACCUGAGAGUGGGUUUGAACGCUUGCCUUCUUACUUAUACAUGAUAAUAAGGGAAAAUCCGAGUACAGUUGCGCGUCUUCAAAUCGAUGAGAAUGAAAAAUUCAUGUAUGUGUUUCUUGCGUUUGGUGCGACCAUAAAUGGGUUUCCUUUCAUUCGUAAAGUUGUGGCUGUGGACGGUACGUUUCUUAAUGGUAGAUACAAAGGGACUCUUCUCGCAGCACUAGCUCAGGAUGGUAACUUUCAGAUUUUUCCAAUAGCCUUCGCAGUGGUUGACACUGAAAAUGAUGAUUCCUGGCAUUGGUUUUUUACGCAACUAAAACUUUUGAUUCCUGACGACGAGGGUCUUGCGAUAAUCUCGGAUAGGCAUAACUCGAUUGGGAAAGCAAUUACAAAUGUGUAUCCGCUUGCUUCUCGUGGAAUUUGCACGUACCAUCUAUAUAAGAAUAUACUGGGACGGUACAAAGGAAAAGAUGCAUUUCGUCUGGUGAAGAAAGCAACGAGAUGUUUUAGGAUGUUUGACUUUACUCAGAUUUUUCAGGAGAUUGAAGCGAUUAAUCCAGCACUCCACGGCUACCUCCAAAGGGCUGAUGUCCGACUGUGGACGCGUGUUCAUUUCCCGGGCGAGAGGUACAAUUUGAUGACUACGAACAUAGCGGAAUCAAUGAACAGAGCAUUGUCGAAUGCUAGAGGUCUUAACAUUGUUCGGAUAUUAGAAUCGAUACGGGUGAACGAAGAGAGGAUGCCAGAUCGCAGCGAACCACGCUUACUCGUGGUGUGGAGAAACUACUACAUGUAAGUAAGCCUUUAAAAAAAUUAGUCAGCCUUUAAAUUCAUAAGUCAGUCUUUACAGCUCUUAAGUCAGCCCUUAAGAUGUACUAAGUCAGUCGUUUCACAUUAAUUAUAUAUUUUUAAUAGGGUCGUGUAACUGCCGCCAGAGAUUUGGCGGUACAGAGGAUUGAUGAUCAUCACACUGAAGUUAAAUAUGGAUCUUCCGGCGAGUCUUUGCAUGUUGUUAAUUUGGUAGAGCGAAAGUGCACAUGUCGCCGUUUCGAACUCGAGAAAUUACCAUGUGUACACGCAAUCGCAGCGGCGGAGUACAUGAAUGUUUCUCGUAUAUCCCUGUGCAGUCCUUACUAUACCAGCAAUUAUUUGGUUAGCGCAUACGCUGAAUCGGUCUUGCCGGUUGAUUCAGCGCAACCUGUUCCAGAACUCGUGGCUAACCAACGCUGCUUGCCCCCGACUGUACGUCAACCACCAGGCAGACCGAAGAAAAAUAGGAUGAAAUCUGCUUUAGAAGUUGCACUAUCAAACAAACGUCCUAGGAAAGAGCACACAUGUUCUCGAUGUAGACAGAGUGGUCAUAAUGCGAAAACUUGUCCGAUGUAAGCAAGUGUUGUAGGGAUUUUCAUGUUUUUGUAUUACAGCUUAGUUUAUGGUUUUAAUGUUUUUGUAUUACGGCUGAUUUGUUGAUUUUCAUGUUUUUCUUACGUCUGGGUUGUUGUAGGGAUUUUCAUGUUUUUGUAUUACGGCUUAGUUUAUGGUUUUAAUAUUUUUGUAUUACGGCUGAUUUGUUGAUUUUCAUGUUUUUCUUACGUUUGGGUUGUUGAUUUUAAUAGUUAAUACUUAUGGCCGGGCUGUUAUUUUUCAUGUCCUAUGGAAAGCAUCUCAACGACUCUGAUAUGCGUAACGGCUGGGUUAGUGUUAACAUGGGCUAAGUUAUUGUUUACUAGGCUGAGUUACCUUUUUAACGGCUGAGUUAUUUUGAAUUAGUAGUAUGAAAUAGGAUGAAAUCUGCUUUAGAAGUUGAUAGUGCAACUUCUAAAGCAGAUUUCAUCCUAUUUUUCUUAUAUCAUAAUGCGAAAACUUGUCCGAUGUAAGCAAGUGUUGUAGGGAUUUUCAUGUUUUUGUAUUACAGCUUAGCUUAUGGUUUUAAUAUUUUUGUAUUAUGGCUGAUUUGUUGAUUUUCAUGUUUAUUCUUUAAAAAUUCCCGCCAAAAAAAAAGAAAGGUCGUCAGACGACUGAGUUUCACACUGCCAAUAAAUAAGACUUUCAACUCUAUAUUCUAUAUUUUUACACAUUUUCUCUGUCUAUCUAAAUCAAUUUCACCCCUGAGAGAGUAAAUGAAAUUUUUUCCCUCUUCUUGAAUUGCCUGAAGAAAUUCAGGCGGUAGUGGUUGAACGUGCGGCCCGUAACUCCAUCCAAGAUCUCUAUGGCCUCAAAGCAUCGUCGAGGUCGAUGAAGGCGUUAGCAGAGCGGCGUAAAGUUUGCCAUUUCCUCGAUGUUUUAUCCGUUCCCUGGGGACUCAAUAUGCCUUCUGAGUUGUUGAAAGCUUGCUACGGUGAGGGAAAUCCAAGCACGCUUUAUAUAAAGGGUGUACAGUUUUUCUACUCCUUGGACCUUCACGAAGAAGGGCUUUCUCUCAUGAAGCGUGCAGCAGAUGCUGGAUAUGAGCGUGCUGUGUAUACACACGCAAUGACUCGAGCAAUCUUUGAGGGUGAAGGGAAGUAUUUUGAUGGUAUUCUAUUUGAAUCUGUUGACAGGAUCGGUAAACUAGUGCGCUCUGUGAAAUGGGCUUGGGGUUUGUGGCAUGGUGACUAUUUUCGCGACCAUAAGGUCCUGUUCAUUUGCUUUUUAUGUCAUCGUUCUACAGAUGCAAAUGUGCAAAUCUUGUGCAGCGACAAUGUCACUGCUUGUGGCACAUUGAUGUCACUAAGGAUGAUAACAUGUGUAACCGCUGUUUCUGGAUCAAAGAGCUCGGCUUGUUCUUACGUGAUUUUGAACCGAUAAGCCUGUUAAGGGACACAAGGAAGUGGUGAAGAUGUAUUGUAUCAAAACUUAUCUUUUUAUGUUAUUUGCUAUUCCAGUAUGUUGUAUGUCGAGACUAAUAUUCUAUGGCUAAGUUGUUGUUUUCUAAUAUUUGAUUAAAUGCUAUUUAUAGGCUGA